This is a messenger RNA of Baudoinia panamericana UAMH 10762, 1130 nucleotides long. RefSeq lists its product as uncharacterized. The record is from RefSeq and is a predicted model, not a curated record. Lineage: Eukaryota; Fungi; Ascomycota; Dothideomycetes; Mycosphaerellales; Teratosphaeriaceae. The transcript is spliced from 2 exons. Bases 1 to 894 code for a protein of 297 amino acids.
AUGGAAGAAACGCGCUUCGCUGGAUUCAGCCAUGGCGAUGUCUUCGGCUUUGAUCAAUUGAAGAAGAUCAAGAUCACCGUCUCUCCGCCGAGCGUUGAGGAGCCGUUUUGGGCUACGAAACAUACCGAAGCGGCGGAGAGGGGAAGAACCGGAUCAGCCAUCUUGACAUCGAGUUUGCGAAACUGCAAGACGUCGACAAAGGCAUGGUUGCAGGCCGGCGUGCCAUCGUCGCCGCUGAGCACUACCUUUGCGAACACUCUUCGCAAACAGCCAACAUCGACUUCGAUCCACAACCUUUCUGAUGUCGAAGUGAUCUUGCUUCCAUUUUCGAUCCUUCGCAGCCACAAGGUCGACAUUCGAUUACCGACCGUCUUUGGAGGGCACUCGAACACUGACAACUUCGUCGACAGCCUCAGAACGGACGCCUGCCCCCACACCAGCCAGAAGAAUACCGGGCAGCUGGGCUUUAUGGACCACGAGGCUGUGCUUCACAUUCGUGGACUUUAUCACGAUCUUGCGCGCUUUAUGAUGGCCGGACUCUAUGGCGCUGCGCGGCCCGACAACAGCUUCAUCUUUCCGAACCUUAGUGCAGAAGAUAUGAUAGAGGACGAAGAAAGCGUUCGACAAGUUCUAUUUACGGCGUCGCUCGAACGCACGAGUAGCGGCAAGCGGCGCAAAACGAUGAGAGUCGGUGAUGGACACGUCGGCGAGAAGGUUGCAACUAGAUGCGACGAGGAGAACGACAUGCAGUAUGCCGUCGCCGCCCCUCUGCCGACCGCUACGACGGCCACCAGGAAGGAUCGCUACGAUCAAGCCACUUCAGAUGCGACGGACAGUGCGGCAAAUGGCACGUUGGGCGUAAAACGCCAGGACAGCAUGGGAAGAGGGGAGUAAUCGAGCCUGCAUGCAAAGCUCGGAAAGUGUGCUUCACGGAGCCAGCAGCGCAAGCCCGCAUAAUGCACCUUUGCACGGCAAGUAAGCCGCAGCCGUCAACUGUCGGUAGGUUGUCAGAACAGAACAUGGAGAAUACGUAAAUGGAAAUGACUUCCCGUGCGGGAAAAGCAGGCCAAAAAUCUCGCGAAGCAGCCCCGAAGCUGCAGCUUCUACUUGGGUAGAACAACUGUUACCAG